Messenger RNA from Scheffersomyces amazonensis, 2946 nucleotides. RefSeq lists its product as uncharacterized. Bases 29 to 2866 code for a protein of 945 amino acids. Gene Ontology annotation, biological process: proteolysis; peptide catabolic process. Gene Ontology annotation, molecular function: peptide binding; zinc ion binding; metalloaminopeptidase activity. NCBI's taxonomy places the organism in Eukaryota, Fungi, Ascomycota, Pichiomycetes, Serinales, Debaryomycetaceae. The record is from RefSeq and is a predicted model, not a curated record. The transcript has a single exon. Gene Ontology annotation, cellular component: cytoplasm.
AUAAUUUAUUUCACUCUAACAGUUUACUAUGACCAGUACCGAUAACACUGGAUCUGUCACUAAGGACUUGGAGUCUUUGAAACUCCAAUCUUUAACUCCGUUGGAACUUUCGAAUUCUUAUGUCCCUGCCAAAUAUUCGUUGGAUCUCACCAUCAAUCAUUUAAAACCAAAUUUCAAUGGUCAAGUUAUUAUUGAUUUAAUUAAGAAUGACAACUUUAAUGGAAACAUUCCCGAUCAUUUCGAAUUGAGUUUGAAUUGUCAUCGUUUGGUAUUGACCAGUAUUGAAUUAGUUCAAGAAUCAGUCGAACCAAUAAAGUUAUCAGCAAAUUAUGAUAGAAUUAAUCAUCGAGUUAAAUUAACUAGUACAACCACCAUAGUACCUUCAACCCUCAAUAAUGCUAAAGUCAUUAUUAAAUAUAUGGGUCAAUUAAAUACUAUUAAGAACUAUAAUGAUCCUACAGUUGGAAUGUUUAAGACUAAUUAUAUGGAUAAUGAUAAUGGUCGAGCUGAUAAUCUUAUUUUAGCAACUCACUUCCAACCAUUCUAUGCUCAUUUGGUAUUCCCAUUGAUAGAUGAACUUAAUUAUAAAGUUCCUAUUGAAUUAUCAAUAACUGCCUUAUCUAAAUUUAAAGUUAUUUCUAACGAAUCAUUAGUAUCUUCAGAAAUUAUUCCAAUGACUCCUAAUUCAAAAUUCGUAUUCAAACCAACCCCACCAAUUUCUCCAUCAGUAUUUGGAUUUGUUAUUGGUGACCUUGAACAUCUUGAAUCACUUCAAGUUGAAAAUAUUCCUGUGAGAAUUUAUACUACUAUUGGAGAUAGUAUUCAAGCAAGUUAUGCAUUAAAAGUAGUUGAGAAAGUUUUACCUAAAUUAGUAUCCUUAUUUGGUCCAUUCCCAUUAUCAAAAUUUGAUCUUGUUUCCAUUCCAUUUCUUACAGAUGGUGCUAUGGAAAACUGGGGGAUGGUAACUGUAUUAUCAAACCAGCUCCUUAUAGAUGAACAUACAGCAUCAAACUCCCAAAAGAUUCAAGUUCAACAAUUGAUUGCGCAUGAAUUGAUUCAUCAAUGGUUAGGCAAUUUAGUUGGAUUUGAUGAUUUUAAGUAUCUUUGGUUAAAUGAAAGUUUUGCUACAUUCUUAGGGAAUUACAUUGUCAAAACUUUCAAUUUUGGUACAAACCAGAUCGACUUUGUAGAGUCUGUAAUGGAUAAGGAUGGAAGUUCAGAUGCUAUGAACUCUAUUCAAUCAUAUAUGGCUAGUGUAGAUACAAGUAUCACAUCAUCAACUACAUCCAGUAUAUUUGAAACAAACUCAUACGAAAAAGGAAUGAUCAUAUUAAGAAUGGUUGCCAGUGUAAUCAAAUCUGAAUAUAGUGAUAUUGAAGAUUAUACCCCUUUCUUUAAUGGUUUAAAAUCAGCCAUCGAACAUUUCAAGUAUAAAUCUAUUAAACCGUUUGAUUUAUGGUCUCAAUUGAAUAAUUCUACCUCCGUAGAUUUGCUUAGUUUUGUUCAUUCAUGGCUUCAAUAUGAAGGAUAUCCUCUUUUGAAAGUCAGUUAUAAGAAUGAUAAAUUAUAUAUUGAACAACAUAGAUUUUUAGAGGAUUCGACACUCGAAGAAUCAAACUUAGAAGAUACUCCAUUUCAUGUACCAUUACUUAUCAAAGUUCAAGAUGAUCAUGGUGAGUAUAAAACAUUAAAUUUGUUAUUGACUGAUAGAUCAAUUGAGUUGGAUAUUCCCAAGAACCAAUUUGUUAAUAUCAAUCAUCUCAAAGGUGGUUAUUAUCGUGCAAUGUAUGAUUUUGACCUUGAUAUUAAACGUAUUAACAGUAUUGAUUUAAUAUCUAUCUUGCAUGAUUAUGGAAAGAUAAUCCUCAAAACAAUUCAUGGAUCUACUGGUGAUUUGACAAAAUCACUUAAUAUUUUAAGUCAAUUGACUAAGAAAUCAUGGACUGUAGAUUGGAAAGUAUUAAAAGUGGCCUUGGGUUAUCUUGAAAGUCUUAAUAAUACCUUGAUUAAUUUCACAACUUAUGAAGAGUUCAGAUCAAUUUGGUUGAAAUCCUUCAUUAAUGAAUUAUACAAUAAGAUUGGUAAUUGGGAUUCAUUAUUGAAUUUAAACCAUAAUCAACAGAUACAUUCAUCUAUUGAAUUGGAAGUUAGAAAUUCAGUAUUGACUUUGGCUUUAUCACUUGAUGGAACAGACUUGAAAGUUCAGAGUCAGAAAUUUGCUAGUAAAUUAAUGAAAAAUUUCCUUAAUUCCAGUAAAAGUUUCAUUCCCAGCCAAAUUUUAUCAUCCAUGUUUAUCGGUACAAUUCAACAGAAUAAUAUUAAGGAUUAUAAGAAGAUUAUGGAAUUAGUCAAGAAUUCUAAUUCGUCAAUAUUGACCCAUACUGAUUUAAAUAACCCCAAUGAAUUACAAACCAUUGCAGUAAGUUCAUUAUCGUUUGUAACCAAUGAAGAACUCAUUACAAAGACUUUAAACUUUGUCAUGACUAAUAUUGAUUCAAAGAUGAUUGAAUUGAGUUUAAUUGGAUUUCAAUACAAAUCGGAUCUUGAAUCUAGAAUAAAGUUAUUUAAUUGGUAUAAAUUACAUUAUGAUCAAUGGAUCUUAAAGUCCUUACGGAAAGGAUCUGAUUGGUCCAAACAAUUAGGUAAUACUAUGAUCAAUUUAACUUCACUUAUUAUUGGUGAUAUCAUGCAAAAGAAUGAUGCGCAAUUGCAGCAAUUGGUCCAACAAUUUGUGGCUUUAAAGUCAUCAUCUUUACCUAAUCAUGGCUUACAAGAGUUAGUUGAACAAAUUAACGAGAGCAAUGUAGUCAAGACUUCUAUUGCAUCUAUCUAUGCAGAAGUGAUUAGCAACUUCAACUUAUCAUAACCAAUAUAUAUUUAGAUAGAUACGUAAAUACAUAGAUAGAUAGAUAGAUAGCCAUUUCCUGUAUAUAAAAUAGAUUAGAG